GUCUUCUCUUCUCAUUUUUUUUUAAUAAAUAAUUACCUCAUCUCACGGAUCUUGCCUCUCUCUUUCCUAUUCUCAUGAGCAAAAGUAGAACCACACACACAAUUAAUGGGUAUAUAUAAGUCUUUUUAAUUGUAGAUGAGUUAUAUUAUAAACACUACUGGAGAGAUAGAGAGAGAGAGAGAGAACAUAUAUAACAUACCAUAUCAUAUCAUAUCCUAUAUAGGAAUUUAUACAUGGCAUCUUGGAAGAAGACCAUUGCAACUCCCUUCAAGAAAGCUCGCACUUUCUUCAAUCACCAACAAUCCACUACUACUAAUAACAAAUCUCAUCAUCAUGACCUCCAACUCCAAGAAGAAGAAGAAGAAAACAGCAGGGAGAGUAAUAGAAUAUUGGUGAUGGAUCAGCUUGAGGGUGAAGUCAUGGCAUGUGCUUAUGAAGAUGUCCAAGUCAUGUGGUCUAUUCUUGACAAGUCCAACUCCAACUCCAACCCCAAUUCCAACACCAAUCUUCUACCAUACAAAAUCACUUCUAAUUAAUUACAUUACAUUAUUAUGUUAGCUAAAUUAGGGAAUCCCUCUGAUCAAUUAAAACAAUUCAUUAAAAAUGAUCACUGUGAGAUUAUUAAAUUAUCAAUUAAUAUCAUAUCUUAUAUAUCUAGUUGUACUA
Cannabis sativa is the source of this 666-nucleotide messenger RNA. RefSeq lists its product as uncharacterized. The record is from RefSeq and is a predicted model, not a curated record. NCBI's taxonomy places the organism in Eukaryota, Viridiplantae, Streptophyta, Magnoliopsida, Rosales, Cannabaceae. The transcript has 2 exons. Bases 234 to 536 code for a protein of 100 amino acids.